AUGCCACCCAACAUCGUGGUGGUCAAUGGUGCUGAUGCUAUCGUCCCGAAGAUUCAAGAAGGCCCUGGUACUUUUACAGAUCUAGUUGGGUCAUCUGAAUCCGCUGAGCACCCUAUUGUCGCUGGUAUUUGGCAUGUCUCCGAUUUGGAUGAGACCACUCCAGGCUGGAAGGCAGAUUGGGAUGAGGUCAAGUACAUUCUCUCGGGCGAAUUAGUCAUUAAGAACGAGUGCAAUGGGGAAAUAAGUACGUUGACCGCAGGAAGCUUACUUUGGAUCCCAGCUGGAUCUCAGAUGUCUAUUAUCCGAUCCAAGCGAGUCCGUGUGCUUUACGUUGAGCAGGCUCGACGAGAAGCCGAGUUUGGAAGUGGCUAA
Molecule: messenger RNA, 372 nt
Organism: Talaromyces amestolkiae
Lineage: Eukaryota; Fungi; Ascomycota; Eurotiomycetes; Eurotiales; Trichocomaceae
Exons: 3
Coding region: 1-372 (123 amino acids)
Source: RefSeq, a predicted model, not a curated record